AUGGCAUUAAACACAGAAUUUGAAAAAGCCUCCUCUGCAAAGUCCUCCACUGAAGCUGAAGUCAGCAUGGUGUCAGAAGACCGGCUGGUGGAUGAGCUCAUGAAGCAGAAGGUUUCAACUGUGCGUAAACUGUGCAAGGCCUGUAAUUUGGAUGCAAAGGGGUCGCGGAUGGAUCUGAUUCUUAGACUUAGGCAAGAGAUGAAGACACGACACUCAUACGACAAGAUAUUCCAGAAAAUCUGGGGAGCCUCUGGUGGGUGGUCAGUGAUUCUCUGCCCACAUGGUGUGGUGUACAGUUUGAAGUUUAACCUGCAUGCAGAGUCUCCACGAGAUUUUGCUGACCUUAUUCUAUCCUGGAAACAUCUGCCAAAUGUCACAGUUUAUGACUUUGCUCGGGGUCUGGCAACUCAUGUCAACCUACGUUGGCCAACUGUGAUACCUUUCAAACCACAUGAAGGGAGAUUGGCUGCAUCGACACCACAGAACAUCACAGCAGCUCAGCAGAACAAACUCAAGAUCUCACUACCAUGGCUGACUGAAAUGUUGCAGAAUCCUGAUAAAGAUGGGCAUCCAUGCACUGGCUCCCCAGACCACUAUGUCUUGUAUGACAAAUUUCAUGAGGCCAAUACCAAAGACCCACAGGAAGUGUUGAGGAGGAUCAACCUGGUUCCAGAACUUCAGGGUUCAUUGAAUAGCCAGGUGGCCGAGCAACUUUUUUCAUGUAUGCGCAAAAACAACUACUUCCUCAACAACAUGGCAUCCUCAACACACGUUUUUUUGAUGAGAAACCUAAUACAUCACAGAAACAACAAAACAAAUGCACAGCUUUUAGAAAAGCAACUACAGAGAGGACGUGAGUCACAUCGUUUGCAAGACAUCACACUGGACAAAUUUGGACAAGCAGUAUUUGGACACCCAGCACCUGAUAUGCCUACACAGCAUCAUCCUGCAGUAGCUGAAACACCUCAGCAGCUCCAUGUGCUCCCCACUGACCCAAACACAGGUAGGUAG
This is a messenger RNA of Cololabis saira (Pacific saury), 1011 nucleotides long. RefSeq lists its product as uncharacterized. The transcript is spliced from 4 exons. The coding region runs from base 1 to 1011 and encodes 336 amino acids. Lineage: Eukaryota; Metazoa; Chordata; Actinopteri; Beloniformes; Belonidae. The record is from RefSeq and is a predicted model, not a curated record.